Molecule: messenger RNA, 1000 nt
Organism: Daucus carota subsp. sativus
Lineage: Eukaryota; Viridiplantae; Streptophyta; Magnoliopsida; Apiales; Apiaceae
Product: probable WRKY transcription factor 50
Exons: 3
Coding region: 70-681 (203 amino acids)
Biological process (GO): regulation of DNA-templated transcription
Molecular function (GO): sequence-specific DNA binding; DNA-binding transcription factor activity
Source: RefSeq, a predicted model, not a curated record
CUUUUAUAUACCAUUCUUGCAGCAUUACAAAUACAAAGUCUUUCCAAGUCUUGUUCAAUCUCACAUACCAUGUCUACUUCACUAGCACCGCCCAUCAUCCAACCUCCUGCCUCUAACCCUAACCCUACUUUCACCAACUCCUUAACCUACACGAUUUGCGAUGAUCUAGGGUUCGAGUUUCUGGAUUAUCUUUCCUUCGGGGAUCAUCAUCAGCUGGAGGAUCAUGAUUAUACAUGUAACUUCAUCACUUCAGCUCAUGUUGCGCAAGCCCCGCUCAUCCUGCAGGAGAACAACACGAGUGCGGAGAGUUCGCUGAAUUCUAAUCAUGAUGACAUGGAUAUUGGUCAUCACGUGUUGCCAACAAAUAAAUGUAGCAAAAGGAUGAAGAGAUCGGAUAAGAGUGAUGAGAAUGGGGGCUCGAGAAUUGCGUUUAGGAUCAAGACGGAGCUUGAGACAUUGGAUGAUGGAUAUAAGUGGAGGAAAUAUGGGAAAAAGAUGGUUAAAAACAACCCUAAUCCAAGGAAUUAUUACAAGUGCUCGAGUGUAGGUUGCAAAGUGAAGAAACGAGUGGAAAGAGAUUUAAAAGACUCCAGCUUUGUGAUUACAACUUACGAAGGAAUUCACAAUCAUGAAACUCCUCAUGCUUUUGUCUAUUACAAUACCCAAAUGCAGUAUGAUUAAUCAACUCCUAAUUAUAAUAUUUCACUCGUCGGGAUAUUAUUGACUUAGGUAUGUUGACAGAUGAAACGAAAGCUGUGUUUGACGCGAUAUUUGUGGAUUAAGUUGAUAGGCAAAAGAAGGGUGCCCUGAAUCUCUAAAACAACUUCAUUGGGUCGCCUUAUAUUUGGAUCCUUUGACAACAAUUUCUUGCACUGGGACUACACUUUUCAUGUGAAUUGAUAGAUAAAUUGAUGUUGUACAACAUACAUUACUAACUUCCUAUUAUGUUAGUCUUCAUACAUGAAAUCUAUCGAUGAUUUAUACGUUUUGCGUUUUACAA